Coccidioides immitis RS is the source of this 612-nucleotide messenger RNA. RefSeq lists its product as uncharacterized. NCBI's taxonomy places the organism in Eukaryota, Fungi, Ascomycota, Eurotiomycetes, Onygenales, Onygenaceae. Bases 1 to 612 code for a protein of 203 amino acids. The record is from RefSeq and is a predicted model, not a curated record. The transcript is spliced from 4 exons.
AUGACCGCCAAGGAUGUUUUUGUUUCCACCGAUUACGAUGAGGAGUUAUUGCCUUUAGCUUUGGUCCAAGGCGCUCGCAAUCCCGAGGAGCGUGGCGGAGGUCUUCUUGGGCACUCAGACGAACCACUUUCACCUUGGUACUUUCGGUAUAGACAAAAGCGGUGCAAUGGAAAUCAACUUCAGCCAAAGCGCUGUGGUUAUCCAUGGAACUCGGUCAAAGGCCUGACAGCCUCCGAAAUUUGCCAGAAAUCCAUUCAGAUGGAGUGUGCCCCCGAUGAAACUCCUUGCGCUGAGGGAUUCCGAGCUGGACCACUAAUGUCCACAGUAGUCACCGAUCCUCGAGAAAUUCCGGGCUCAUGGACAAAUGUAGCAGCUUUGCACAGGGGUCAAUCCUCUCCACCGGCGCGCCGUGACUGCCAACCCGUUCUCGCCAUUCUCGAAUCCUGCCAAAUCCUAGUCGGAGGGGGUUCUUGGAAGCUUGGUAAAACUACAUUGAUCGGGGGAAUGCGCAUGUUCCGGCUUACCACCUGGCACGAGCCCCCUGGGUGGACACCAUCACUGAGCAAGGAUCCAGAAGCUCUCCCUUCAGCGCAUGCUUUCGAACUGGUUUAG